Mustela erminea (ermine) is the source of this 955-nucleotide messenger RNA. Its product is annotated as beta-1,4 N-acetylgalactosaminyltransferase 1-like. The record is from RefSeq and is a predicted model, not a curated record. Lineage: Eukaryota; Metazoa; Chordata; Mammalia; Carnivora; Mustelidae. The transcript has 6 exons. Gene Ontology annotation, biological process: ganglioside biosynthetic process. Bases 194 to 955 code for a protein of 253 amino acids.
CAGUUUGGCCCGCCAUGUUCUUCUCCGAGGCGCUCCAGGCCAGCGAGGCUGGCCUUACUGUAAGGCCUUCCUCUCUACCUUCAGAUACCAGAGAAAUGAAUGUGUUCUUUUCACAGGGAUUGGGCAAGGGAAGGACAAAAAAUACUGUCUGGCAACAGAAGACUGAUCAUACAAUGAAAGGCAGUAUACUGUAAUGGCUAAGAACAAAGUUUCUGGACUCAGAACCAGCAUCAGAUCAGAUCUGCCACUUCUUGAUAAUGAUGCAGGGACUGAUGAAGUGGCAAAAUGGCCCGAUGAGCUCAUCGCACUCUGGGGAGCCCAGUACAACAUCAGCGCCCUGGUCACCAUUGCUACUAAGACCUUCCUGUGUUACAAUCGGCUACGGGCACUCAUCGCCAGCAUCCGUCGCUUCUACCCAAAGGUCACCCUGGUCAUCGCCGACGACAGCAACAAGCCAGAGAGCAUUAGCGGUCCCCACAUCGAGCACUAUCUCAUGCCUUUUGGCAAGGGCUGGUUCGCAGGCCGGAACCUGGCCGUAUCCCAGGUAACCCCCAAGUACGUCCUGUGGGUGGAUGAAGACUUCGUGUUCAUCGCGCGGACGCGGCUGGAGAGGCUUGUGGACGUGCUGGAGCGGACGUCGCUGGACCCAGUGGGUGGCGCGGUGCACGAGAUCUCCGGCUUUGCCACCACCUACAUGGAGCCUGGCGCCCAAGGCCGCGGGAACUGCCUCCAGCAAAGGCACAGCUUCCACCACGAGCUCGUCGGCUUUCCAGGCUGCGUGGUGACCGUCGGCGUGGUCAACUUCUUCCUGGCGCGCACCGACAAGGUGCGCGAGGUUGGUUUCGAACCCAUGCCUCAGCCGCGUGGCGCAUCUGAAAUUCUUCUUGGAUGGGCUUGGUUCCCUUCGAGUGGGCUCCUGCUCAGGACGUCGUUGUGGAUCACGCAUCUAAGCUGA